Messenger RNA from Molossus molossus (Pallas's mastiff bat), 1868 nucleotides. It is a transcript of the gene MVD, whose product is annotated as mevalonate diphosphate decarboxylase. NCBI's taxonomy places the organism in Eukaryota, Metazoa, Chordata, Mammalia, Chiroptera, Molossidae. Gene Ontology annotation, biological process: isoprenoid biosynthetic process; isopentenyl diphosphate biosynthetic process, mevalonate pathway. The record is from RefSeq and is a predicted model, not a curated record. Bases 48 to 1250 code for a protein of 400 amino acids. Gene Ontology annotation, cellular component: cytosol. Gene Ontology annotation, molecular function: ATP binding; diphosphomevalonate decarboxylase activity. The transcript is spliced from 10 exons.
UUCCGACCCGGGGCCGCUGUGGGCAAGGGUCUCAGUAUUCUUCAGCCAUGGCCUCGGAGAAGCCGCUUGUGGCGGUGACCUGCACCGCGCCGGUCAACAUCGCGGUCAUCAAGUACUGGGGGAAGCGAGAUGAGGAGUUGAUCCUGCCCAUCAACUCCUCUCUGAGUGUCACUUUGCACCAGGACCAGUUAAAAACCACUACGACAGCUGUCAUUAGCAAGGACUUCACCGAGGACCGGAUUUGGCUUAAUGGCCGGGAGGAAGAUAUAGGGCAGCCGCGCAUCCAGGCCUGCCUGAGGGAGAUCCGUCGCCUGGCCCGAAAGCGGAGGAGUGAUGAGGAAGAGGACCCGCCACCCCUCAGCCUCAGCUAUAAGGUUCACAUCGCAUCGGUGAACAACUUCCCCACAGCCGCAGGCCUGGCCUCCUCAGCUGCAGGCUAUGCCUGCCUAGCCUAUUCCCUGGCCCAAGUCUACGGGGUGGAGAGUGACCUUUCGGAAGUGGCUCGCCGGGGCUCAGGCAGCGCCUGCCGGAGCCUAUACGGUGGCUUCGUGGAGUGGCAGAUGGGGGAGCAGGCUGACGGGAAGGACAGCGUCGCCCGGCAAGUGGCCCCUGAAUCACACUGGCCCGAACUCCGAGUCCUCAUCCUUGUGGUGAGUGCCGAGAAGAAGCUGACUGGCAGCACGGUGGGCAUGCAGACCAGCGUGGAGACCAGCCCCCUACUCAAGUUCCGGGCUGAGGCGGUGGUGCCGGCGCGCAUGGCAGAGAUGAUCCGCCACAUCAAAGAGAGAAACUUCCAGGGCUUUGGCCAGCUGACCAUGAAGGACAGCAACCAGUUCCAUGCCACCUGCCUGGACACCUUCCCGCCCAUCUCUUACCUCAGCGACAUUUCCAGGCGUGUCAUCCAUCUGGUGCACCGCUUCAAUGCACACCACGGGCAGACCAAGGUGGCGUACACAUUUGAUGCAGGCCCCAACGCCGUGAUCUUUACCCUGGAUGACACUGUGGCUGAGUUUGUGGCUGCCGUGAGGCACAGCUUCCCCCCCGGGUCAAAUGGAGACAAGUUUCUGAAGGGGCUGCCCGUGAGGCCUGCCCCGCUCUCAGAGGAGCUUAAAGCUGCACUGGGCGUGGAGCCCACCCCCAGCGGCAUCAGAUACAUCAUUGUCACUCAGGUGGGGCCCGGGCCUCAAAUCUUGGACCACCCUCAUGCUCACCUGCUGGGCCCUGACGGCCUGCCGAAGCCAAUGCCUUGACUGCCUCCUCUACCGGAGCCCUGGCUGCCACUUGGAGAAGGGGCUGCUUUUCUGGGACUGGGGAGCUGGGUGUGGCGGCAGCUGUGCCGUGCUUGGUGGGGCUGGUGGGACUGAGUGGGAGCAGUGGAGUGACCACCUGCAGGCUCCCAGGUGGCCAGGAGCAGGCCCCCCACCAAAUGCCUCACCUUUCACACCUGUGCUGUGCUGAGAUGAGGGCUGGGGUAGGAUGUGGGACCUGGUGGACCCAGCUGGUAGGGGUGAGCUGUUGAUGGAUCCCCAUGAAGGAUCCCUGACCCUGAGCUCUGGGGCCACUCCCAUUGCCCAGAACAGGAGCUGUUUCACCUGAGAUGAUGGGAAGUUGGCGUCCCUCUUUGGAGCCGCAGGAGUGGUCACUGUUCAGGAACUAACCUCUGCAAGUUCAGGGUCCCUCUACAAAGUGCUUUUGAGUAUGAAUGACAGUCAUCCUAGCUCCUCUGAGAGCUCAGGCCACUGGGUAUGGUUAGAAUGUUUCUUCAUGAAAAGACCAGGAGUGUGUCUCUGUGGGAGGCGGGAGAACAGCUCAAGAUGCCUUGUCACAAGGAGCCCUGUCAACUGGCCACUGGGAAUAAAGCCAGAGUU